AUGCCUGAUGUGUCGGUGCAGGUGACGGACGAAGAGGAGGAGACGGUGGCUACCAAGGGGGGGAGUGGUGGCAGUGGUGGUGGUAGUGGUGGUGGUGGUGGCAGUGGUGGUGGUGGUGCGGCAGGAGGAGGGAACUUUGGAGAACGUUUUCGUAGUGCGGCUGAGUCAUCGUUGGGCUACCUGUCGGGUCGGGCUGGGAAGCUGUGGCAGGCCAUGUGCGAAGCUCCUGAAUGGCGGCCCCAUGCCGCCUGGAGCCCUGGUCCGACGACCACCACCUCCGCCAAAAACGCCGCCGCCUCCUCCUCCUCCACCGGCGCGGCCUCCUCCGCUUCUCCCGCGAGCCCGGACGACACCCGGGGAGCGGCCCGUAUCCACGCCGUGCUGCGCCGGGCGAGCGAGUGGGUGCAGGCGGUGGGCGACGGAGGGGAGCACGAGGAGGCCCUGGUGGAGCAGCUCCAGGAGGCCAUGAUGCAAGUGUGCCGAAUCAAGACGGAGGGGAGCGAGGGCCUGCGGGUCCAGCGGAGCGACGCCGUCAGCUUCCUCUUCUCCGUACAGGAGGUGGUGGAGGCGUGGGCCGAGGAGGCGCCCCUCGUAGAACCUGAAGGGCCCCCCCUCGCAGAGCUCAACAAGAUCACGGAGGAGCUGAGCGAGCGCCGCACCGACGUGCUGCUCUCCCUGCUGAGCGGCGAGCUGAGCUUGUGCCCGGCCCGCGCUCGCCGCCUCGCCUCCGCGCUCUCCUCCCUCCUCCUGCGCCUCGACUCGGUGGAGGCGCAGGGCCGUCAGGACGUGCGGCGUCGCCGGCGAGCCGCCGUCGCCCGCACCGAGCUCCUGCUGCGCCAGGUGGAGCCGUGGACGCGCGGCGCCCACGACCCCAGCGACGGGGCCCCACGUGACCCCCUGCAGGGUCACCGCGCCCUGCCGGAGAUCCGCGGCGUCGCCGCCGAGGCCGAGGACAUCAAGCGGCUGCUGUUGGCGCUUCCGAUGAGGACGACGGUGGUGACGGCGGCGGCGGCGGCGGGAGUCGUGGCCGACGGCGGGCCGCGUCCGCCGAGGUUCCGGCGCGCUCGUCGCCGACGCCUGUCCAACGGGUCGAAGGCUCGCGGCAAACACGUCGGAGGUUUGGCCACGGGGGGCGGGGAGGUGGACGACGAGGCGGAGGCGGAGGAAGACGAUGAGGAGGAGGAGGAGGAAACGGAGGAGGAGGGGGGGGAGACGGAAGAACGGGCGGAGGAGGCGGGGGAGGAGGAGGACGACGAGGGUGAGGAGGAGCGGCUGAUCCCGCGGGCCGAGCGCCGCCUGCUGGCGCUCAUGGAUCGGUUGGACCGCGUGGAGAGCGGGCGCAACCCGUACGUGCGGCAGGGCCGGCGGCGCGCCGUGCUGGAGGUGCAGGGGCUGCUGGCGCACACGGAGCUGCGACGAGCCGUGGCCGAGGGGAGGGCCAGGCAGGCGGCGGCGCCUUCGGCGGUGGGAGAAGACGGACGUUCGUCGCCCGUGUCGCCCCUGCACCCGGCGGAAAGGGCGAUACUGCAGGUGCUGCUGCAGCUUUGCUCGCUACAGAGGGAGGCUCUGGCGUUCCGGGGUGACAAGGCGGAGCGGGGCUACGCGCUGCUUGACGAGCUGCUCACCAAGCAGCUGCUGUCGCUCGACGCCGUGGACACGGCCGGCUGGGCGCACGGCCGGGAGGCGCGGCGGCACGCCGUGCGCACCGCGCAGAGCGUCCUCGCCUACCUGGACGCCAAGUCGGACGAUCCGGAGGACUAAUCGGCGACGACGAUGAAGACGACGACGAUGACGACGAUGACGACGACGAUGAUGACAACAACGACGACGAUGAUGCCUGUGCGCACACGCGUGCCCCACGCAUGCGUUCAUGCUCAUACUUUUGCGCGUGCGUGCGUACGUACGCACUCGUGCACACCCGCGCUUGCACGCGCGCCCGACGUCACUCUCGCGUGUGCGCGUGCACCCAAUCGCGCACGCACGCUUUGACCGCGUGCACGGACGCGUGUGUGCAUGCGAACACCCUCGCGUGCAUGCCCGUACACUUGUCCACAUUUGCUCGCACCGUUCAUGCAUUCAUGCUGUCGUUCUGAUAUUUGAUUUGUCUAGGUUAUGAUUGAUUUAUUAUACAAAAUCUCAAAAGCCAGCCUCAUUGUCCAGAUUAUUUGCUUUAUCGCACGCCACGGAUGGCUUUGACACCGUACUGCCAAGCACACAAACAGAUAUAUAUUUUCAUGCAAACAAGUCUCUUAAUAAAAAAUGCCAGUCAUCAAAUACGCAACUGAUACUCAGUCCAAAGAAUACUCGAUACCGUUACUGAAAGUGAAAACUAAAAUAAAUUAAUCGAUGGCUUAACUCAGAGUUUAGGUUAAUCGGGUAUCACCCAGUGCACAUCUUGAUGACUUUGAUAAGCCACACAAUGCCACAAAGUCAAUCGACUUCGCCCAUUGUUAUUUUGUCCACACGCUAAAUUCAGAAUACCACUGCCACCGCAGACCGAGACUUUUGUCGUCUUAACGUUUCCAGCGAGUUUCAAGAUGUCACAACCAGAUAACCGUGACGGGGUAGCUCAGAGCGUCGGGGAGUGAAAACUGUAAACUUUUCACCAUUUCAGGCACUGUUCGUAGCGGGUGGGUGGCUUCUAGAGCUACCGUCACGGUGGCGAGAUGUUGACUACCUCGCCUGAUGUACAGGAGGUCGUGGGUUCGAUCCCGACCCUGACGUCUGCUGCUGUAUAUUUGGAGUUUGUCUCUCUCCCCGUGGUCAGGUCGUGUUGAUUUUUCUCCGGGUCCUCCGGCUUGCCCCUCUACAUUUAGCAUCGUGCAUUGAUAUGAUUUACAGUAUUCGGCUGCUAUACAUUUCCACGUGAUAAGCCCCUUUGUUGGGCUAAUCAUUGGUGCCAAGGUCGCUUCUUAGAAAGAGCUCCGUGGGCAUUACCCAGUAAAAUAAAAAUAUAUAUUUUAAUAGAUUGUAUAGAAGGCGACACGGCAGACGUCUAUAAGAGGAGUCUUCCGUGGCUGGUCAAUGUGAAGUCGAUGGACAAGCCUUCUGCUCAUUCUGAUUGAGACAAUUAGCAUUUAACCCUGAGACAAUUAGUAGUUAAGGGUAUAUCCAUGGCAACGCGCGAGCUCAGUAAUUCACUAGCUCGCUCAGUCACGGAUUAGCUCGCUCACUCGUUCGCUCACUCGCACACACAUCCCUCAUGCGUGCACUCACCCGCUCGCUCACCCGCUCGCUCACCCGCUCACUCACCCGCUCACUCGCCUGCUGGCUCACCCGCUCAGUUCACUCGCUCAAUCGCCCGCUCACCCGCCCACUCAUCCGCCCGCUCAUCCGCUCGCUCAUCCGCUUGCUCACCCUCGAGCUCACUCAACUGCACACUCACCUGCGCCGCCUACUCAUCUUCCCACCCACUCAUCUACCAACCCACUAGCACCCACCUGUUAACUCGUGCACUCGCUCACCUAUCCACUCACGCGUGCACGCAUCCACGCACACGCUUUAUGAUACGCACACACAACUAGCCUUGCUGGCUUAUCAUUAUGUAAUAAUUACACACAUGUACACAUACACUCCUGUACAUGCGCAUACAAUCAUACAGAUACACACACACUCAUGUAUUCACAUGUUUGUACUUACGCUUUAUAAACUUCUAUUCAGACAUAGACUCAAAUACACACAUAUACACACACACUUAAAUGCACACAUACAUACACUCAUAUACACAUACAAAAUAUACAGUACUCAUAUACACACGGACACUUAUGGAGACAUACAUUAACUACAUAUAACAAACACAAAUAUUGCCCAUGUAGCUCACACAGCCUGUUGGGGCAAGUGUUGUUUGUGAGCACUUGUGAAGGCCAACACGGCAUAAGAAGGGGGUGGCGUGGCCAGCACCACGCCCGACUCACCAGGUACUCGUUUAAGGCUGAGUCGACCUAGGGGAGGCCCACAGGCCGGUUCAGAUAUGACGGUCAAAAGCGGGACAAACUCGGGUCGCCGGGGCCGUCACGCAGCGCGAUAACCACUGCGCCACCGCUCCGCCCUGCGUACAAAAUUCACGCACACUCUUAAACGCAUGGAUGUGACAAACGUACACACCCAUUAACACACCCAAUAACGUACACACACACUAACGUACAUACCCACUAACACACACCCACUAACGUACACUCGUGUACACGAUACUCGGAACACAUAAUUUUUUUGUUACAGCCAAUGGGGUUCACAACUGAUUUUCCUGUUCGUAUCUAAUGACCAAAUCUGGUUGUCAGGAUUUCUCUUCGUCUCACCAGUGAGGUGAGCUGACGUUGGUUACAAUCGGCACGUCAUUGAUCAACACACGUGCGCACGCGUCGAGCAAUCCGUUUGGCUGUGUCGGGUGGUGGAGGGUUCGUAACGACGCGAAUUUUGGUCAGAUUUAUUUUUGGGAUGGUGCGUUGGCAGUGAGUGCACGAGCACAAAUAACAACAGCGCCUCGACACGUUCGUCAAUAAACACUGCGGCCUUAGAAAGAAAAAAGUAGAAAAUGGGCGACGUUUCGGGUAAUGGCCCUUCAUCACAGCGCAUAGGCCAGGUUGGUCAGAUCAUUACGUGACCGAACCAAAAUACCAAUUAUGAAUUACAAAGAUAAAUUACCCUCCCUCCCCCCUCCGGUAUAGCCUGUAAAAGACUUGGGGCAAGUGCUGUUAGCGAGCGUCUCUGGAGGUCGACGCGGCGCACGACCGGAGGUGGGUGACCAGCACUACGCCCGGCUGCCUUUGUCUCCCCAGUGGCGAUGUAUUGACAUGCAGCACCGGGUACUCAUUUGAGGCCGAGUCGACCCCGGGGAAGGCCCCAGGACCGGUUCGGAUGAUCGCCACGGUUGCCGGCUGCGAGCUUGCAGGGAAUCGAUUUUGGCUCGACCGGGCGUCCGUGGCGGGGCGCGCCGACCGUUGUGCCACCGCUCCCCGCAACGGUGAAUUACCACACAGGUCACGCAGCAUCCGCUCUCCAACACGUGGGGAAAUGCACGGGGGGGGGGGGCCAGGGGUGGAAUGGGGACCCCCCCCAAAACAAAACUGACCGUCAAACUGGAAAUGUCUGCGUGUGUGUAACCGUUAGCCCGUGGCUCUCGUCUCUUAUCGCAUUUCUCCCUGCAAGGACUGCGCACAUGGGGUCAUAUUGAACGCUAUUUAAAGCGCACGGGGUGGGGGUGGGGGGGGAGUAGCUUGCUUGUAGUGCCUGGCCUCUGCCCCGUGCUGCUUCAGAGGCAGACACAACCCCAAAAUGUGCAACGGCUCGCGCGUCUAUCUCGUGCGUUCGUGCGUUUGCGUUUGCCCAGGCUGGGUCGGCUGCGUACACGAAUAUUCGGCAAAUGUUUGUCACUCCCAGGGAAAGCGGAAUAUUUUCUCCGAACAGUGAACGCUGUUAAUUUGUUUCCUUGGUUUAGAGUUGAAUCUGUUCGGGUUAGGAGUUGAGGGUUAGGGUGUACUUUUAGGCAUUUGAUGUAGGGUUAGGUGUAAGAUAUUUGGGUGUUAGAUAUUUUGGUGUAGAAGGUUGGGUUAGGGCUUCAGAGUUAGGGUAAGAGUUAAGGGCAUACUGUUAGGGUUUGGCGGCUAAUGUUUGGGGUCAAAGUUCAGAGGUUAUGGCUUAGAGAGUAGAGGUUUAGGGGUUAGGCUUAUGGGUUAAUAGUAGGGCUUUGAGGUUUUAGAGCGUAUUAGAGUUAUAGGAUGAGGGUUAAAGAGGCGAGCGAUCAGGAUCGAGGGUAGGUUUGGCACUAUGUUGGUUCGGGCAAAGUUGUGACCGACAACCGACGAUAUGGAACGCGAUAACUUUACACUGAAAGCAAACUGAGCAACUGCUUGACCAGCGAGUUUGGGACGUGGCCUUAAACACGGAAACGUGUCUGUUCAAAAGUUCGCGGGUGUUAAGUCAGAGGUUGGGGCUCAGCAAGUCUCCUCCAUUCAGAACAAAAACAUGCAAUGUUAUUGUCUGGUGUAAAUAUUAAUACAAUACCAUCGAUUUGGACUUCGGUGUAAAGAAUGGCCCCGAUGGAUGCCAUGUCACUUGCAAAUAUCUAUUUAAUCGGCAACUCCACGGCAGCCGAAUCAUCGCACUGAUGGGGGAAUGCACGGCGGCGCCUUGUGGUCGGCUGUUGGUGAGAAAGGCAGUUUAUUUUUUGGCAAAUAUACAAGUUGGAUGAUGAUGGUCCUGCGUUGGCAGCGAUGCACAGCAGCAGCAACAACACACUCAAUAACACAUUCGUCAAUGACACUCGCGUCAAAAGGAACUUAUUUUUUAUAUAUAUAACAGGUGACGCCCGUGUGCCAUGGAGAAGGCCUAUUGCCCAGAACGUCCCUUCGCUCGUUGCUCAGCCCGCUUGUCCUGGCGAGGGUCGCGGCGGCAGACUCCAGCACUACUACACUACACUAUACACUACUAUACUAUAGACUACUAUACGAUAUACACUACUGCACUAUACACUACUAUACACUACUAUACUAUAGAUUACUAUACAAUAUACACUACUGCACUAUACACUGCUAUACACUACACUAUACACUACUAUACACUACAUUAUACACUACUACACUAUACACGACUAUAUGCUAUACACUACUACACACUAUACAAUAUUACACUAUACACUACACUAUACACUGCUAUACACUAUUACACUACUAUACACUAUAUACUACGACACUAUAUACUACUAUGCGCUACUACACUAUACACGACUAUACACUGCACUACUAUACACUAUACGCUACACUAUACACUACACUGCUAUACUCUACAUUACUACACACACACUCUAGCUCUUCCUGGGGUAAUUCCCAGGCGUUCCCAGGCCAGCCGAGCGACAUAGACCCACCGCUAGCGUGUCUUGGGCCGGCCCCGGGGUCUCUUCUAUAUAUAUUGAACAUUUUGAUGGCUGUUUUCAUGACCAACGUGUUGAGGUUAUGUAAACAACAAAACAUUUUAUUUGAAGAUCGUAAACUCACCAGAUUUGCACGAAAACUUUUGUAUCGGCGUGAGCAGAGGUUUUGAUUUCGUCUUUUGAAAGUUGAGGGGUCCGCGGAUUUGGCGAGAUACACUUUGUCAUCGUCACCGACGGCCAAGCGAAGGAUCAGGAUCGCGGCGGACGUCCGAGGGUCAAGGACGUCCGGUCGAGGAGAUGGAGCGAUGGAAUCUGCGCGCAUGCGGCCGUCGACCCCCGGAUGCCGCCGUGGGAGGCGUCGCAAGGUCGUGAGAGCGGACAGGUCGCUGCUGAUAACACUGGUCAACAAAAACAACACAUUUUUUUCUGGCCUGGACUUUUGCAGCUGUUUUAGACUAAUUUCAGGGUGCUGAUUCCAAAUCUGAUCUCAGAUUUGCUCUAUCACAUCUCAUUUUAUGCUAUCGGCAUAUCCCAUUUUCAUUGAUUUUACCCGAAAUUAACUCUGUCACUUAUGAUUGCAAGUUGUUGCGAGUCAGUGACUGCUUUAGUGUUAAAAUACGGUGCUGUAUUUUUAGGAUAGUGUGUUUAUAAUAUCAUUUUAUGUAGAUUUCCACAUUCAUUCAAUAUUUUUCUUCUGCAGUUUUUAUUGAAAAUGCAAUAUUUGAUAUCUCUAAAACCUGAUGCCAGAUUUGGAAUCAGCACCCCACAAUUACCUUAAAACCGUUGGAAUACCUUUUAACCAGAAAAAGUGUGUUGACCAGUGUAAUCGUAACAAAUCAGUACGCCCUGCACGCCAAUGCUCCCAAAUCAGUUGAACGCACACGUUGGCUUUUGCGACCAUUGUAGAGUAUUUUUGGGGGGGUUUGAUUGCGUAAGUAAAAACGUGUCGCCUUGUU
Lethenteron reissneri (Far Eastern brook lamprey) is the source of this 7821-nucleotide messenger RNA. RefSeq names its product BAG cochaperone 5 (gene BAG5). The record is from RefSeq and is a predicted model, not a curated record. Gene Ontology annotation, molecular function: protein-folding chaperone binding; adenyl-nucleotide exchange factor activity. Gene Ontology annotation, biological process: regulation of inclusion body assembly; negative regulation of protein ubiquitination; protein stabilization. NCBI's taxonomy places the organism in Eukaryota, Metazoa, Chordata, Hyperoartia, Petromyzontiformes, Petromyzontidae. Gene Ontology annotation, cellular component: cytoplasm; nucleus; membrane.